CGAGCGUCGAACGGUAGAGAGAAUGAUGGCGGGCAGAUCUGCGAUGUUGGCGUUGCUGUUUGCGCUCAUUGCCCUCUGCGGCCCAUUGGCGGAGUGCGAAGAGAUCCACACCGAACACGGCCUCGGUAAGUCCAGACGCCAUUGGCCAUAUAUUGACGGGGCGGGGUGAGAUCCGAUGGACGGAUGCCCUCCAUGUGUGUGGCGGAAUGGAUGGAUGGAUGUGCAGACGCAGACGCCUGCGAGGGAGAGGACUGCGCCUUCGGCGGAGAAUUCGCCGCGGGGUGAGGGAAAUGAAUGGAUGGAUGGAUGGAUGGACAGAUCCCUCUUGGUAUGUGUCUGUGUCCAUCGUGUGUGUUUCCAGCGGGCGGACGGAAUGCUACCUGGUGAGCGCAGCACCAUCUUGCUGCGAAACAACAGCCGAUAGAUGGAUGGGUGUGUGGUGUGUGGAGGGUGAUGUUGUGGGUACUACUGGGUUUAGGGUGCGAGGGAGGUGGCCAAGGCUGUGCCGCGGGAGGGUUCUGGCCGGCUGGAAGAGGCCUUCUGCCCCGAGGUUAGAGAAUUUUGCGUCUUCAACGCCAGAAGGUUCACCUCUGACAUAAACUACUACCUCAUCGUACGUAUGGGAAGGAUCAUGCAUGCAUGCCAUGCAGACAAAGAACAUCAAUCGUCAGUCCAGUCAGCGUUGUUUGUGUGUUUUCAUGCCUGCCUGCCUGCCUGUGUGCCUGUAGGUCGGCACGGACUAUAAAGUACUAGAAGACUACGAUGGUAUCCCGCGGUGCGGCUUCAGGACACGGCUGGAAUUGAAAUGAGCAGGCUGGUACGCGCGACACGACGAAAGAUGUGUGUGUACGUGUGUGUACGUGUUGUUGUGUGGUGUGUCCCUUCUCUCCCAUCCCUUGCCACGCAGCCCACACACCGCACCCCGGCACACCACGGCAGCAUUAGAUAGCCGAGUAGGGAACCUGAACACCUCAACCGGUACAGGUACGUAUCCAUCCAUCCAUCCAUCCAUGCAUUCACACGCACCAGCCCAUAUCGUGUCGGUGCAUCCGUUCACACAUUCACGUGACGUGAGGGAUACACACAGACACACGGACACAGAGGUGUUGACACACACAAGGGGGGGACACACAGAGUUUUAAUUAUGGUGGUCAUUUUGUUUGUCAUGUGAUUUGUGUGAUCCCAUCGGCUGUCUGUCUGGUGUGGGUGGUGUUGGCCGCGCACUUCCAUGGCCUGGCUGCAGCGUUGCACUCAUUUCCUGGAUGGAUGGACCGUUUCCUUUGUCUUUUCCAUCAAAGCGCUCCAAACGAC
Vitrella brassicaformis is the source of this 1311-nucleotide messenger RNA. The record is from the annotation of a GenBank genome assembly. Lineage: Eukaryota; Vitrellaceae.